Molecule: messenger RNA, 1454 nt
Organism: Carica papaya (papaya)
Lineage: Eukaryota; Viridiplantae; Streptophyta; Magnoliopsida; Brassicales; Caricaceae
Source: RefSeq, a predicted model, not a curated record
CGGUAGGACCUGUUUAUCUUUUUCCUCAAUUUAUCCACCUCAUUUCCACUUUUCUCUCUCACUUUUUGCCGUUUCGUUUCUUCGCACCAGUCCUCCCAUGGAGAAAUACAAAACGUUACAAAUUGUUCAAAAAACCCCCAACUCUCCAGUAUUUUACAUAUACCUAAACAGACCAUCUUUUCGCAACGCGCUGUCACGUGAGUUCUUUACCGAAUUCCCUACAGCACUCUCGGCCCUCGACCAAAACCCUGAUGUCAACGUCAUCGUUCUUAUCGGAGCCGGUGGCCACUUUUGCGCCGGAAUCGACCUCAAGACCUUAUCCUCCAUCUUCGAUGAGUCCCUUUCAGGAGACCGCGGCCGCUCAAAUGAAAAGCUUCGGCGGGAGAUCAAAUAUAUGCAGGCUGCAAUCACCGCUAUCGAGAUUUGUCGCAAGCCUGUGAUCGCAGGUAUCCAUGGAGCGUGUAUUGGUGGAGGAGUUGAUAUCGUGACCGCUUGUGACAUAAGAUUCUGCACAAGGGACGCGUUCUUCUCGGUGAAGGAGGUCGACCUGGCGAUCACGGCAGAUCUGGGCACGCUCCAGAGGCUUCCGUUUAUUGUUGGGCAUGGUAACGCCGUUGAGUUGGCGUUGACUGGUCGGAGUUUCUCGGGUACAGAGGCGAAAGAAAUGGGACUUGUGUCUCGGGUUUUCGGGUCCAAGGAGGAAUUGGAGGAGGGCUUGAGGAUUGUCGCGGAGGCAUUUAUACCAUGCUUGAUAGUAUCCACAUUUCACCGCGUAUUCACCCGAAGCAUCAUGUACCCAUACAAGCUUGUCCACAGAGCAACAGGGAAAUCAGGGAUCUUGCAGUGCACACUCUGCCGCCAAUUUGAUUCAGCAACCACUUUGCAGUCCAGAUUGGGAUGUUUUGACCAUUCCCAACUCUCCAUUUAAGGUCUUCCUCCAACAAAUUCCCACUUUCAAGUAAGUUUUUCCAUGCAUAGCUAGUUACGUAUCGCAUAAGCGGUAACCUGAAAUUUCCAUUUUGAAACUGCCUAGCUUUUAAGAUUUUAUAUAACAGAGACUCGGGAUUUGACACUAAUCUCCAAGUUUGUUUAACCAACACUGCAACAUUGAAACGGUUAAAAAUUUAGCAGGCACCACGGGCAUUUGCUUAGUUUGUUUAGCUGACAUUUGCUUAGUUUGGGCAGAAGAUUUAGGGGACACCAUGAACAUCUUGGUUAACCAACAUUGAUAGAUCCAUUUUUUCCAACAUUUAAAAAAAAUAAGGUAUUUAUUUAAAAAAUUAACAAUUAUACAGAAAAUACAAAAAGAAGUGAUUUGGUAGGAACAAAAGUUAAGCAGUUCCAAAAGGAUUGGAAUAUGGUUUUCUUUUUUCUUGAAGCCAUCUUGCUUAUUAUGUUACGAAAAGGUUAAUUGGAAAUUAAGUGGUUAAAAUUACUUGUCAGUAUCCUAUAUC